Molecule: messenger RNA, 1725 nt
Organism: Orycteropus afer afer
Lineage: Eukaryota; Metazoa; Chordata; Mammalia; Tubulidentata; Orycteropodidae
Gene: CEP72
Product: centrosomal protein 72
Exons: 10
Coding region: 1-1725 (574 amino acids)
Biological process (GO): regulation of protein localization to centrosome; centriole replication; spindle organization
Cellular component (GO): centriolar satellite
Molecular function (GO): protein binding
Source: RefSeq, a predicted model, not a curated record
AUGGCGCUAGCAGGGGUUCGCCUGGUUCUGUGUGAGAAGAGGAUCCGGGAGAAGAGCGGCCUGACAGCGCACCACGACCUGGGUGAACUUCAAUCAUUAUCAAUUCCUGGGACUUACCAAGAAAAGAUUACACACCUAGGAAAUUCUUUGAUGAGUUUAACAAGUCUAAAAUCUUUAGAUCUCUCACGCAACUCAUUGGUUAGUCUCGAGGGCAUCCAGUACCUGACUAGGCUGGAGAGACUCAACCUCUACUACAACUGCAUUUCCUCGUUAGCAGAAGUAUUUCGGCUCCACUCCUUGUUGGAGCUCAUGGAUGUGGACUUCCGGCUGAACCCCGUUGUAAAGAAUGAGUCUGAUUACCGCCUUUUUGUUGUGCACAUGCUCCCAAACCUCAGACAGCUCGAUGAUCGUCCCGUGAGAGAGAGUGAACGAAAAGCGUCCCAACUGCACUUUACUUCAGGGGACUCUCUCGACUCAAGGCACAGUCUCCCAUCUACCCUGAAAGGUGGAAGGCCCCAACACUGCAGAGUGCAGUGUGCCGAUUCCUUGGCUAAGUGCCUGGUCCUGGAUGCUGAUGACGAGGCUGUCCUGAACCUCAUUGCAGAGUGUGAGUGGGACCUGAGCAACCCUCCUGGAAGCACGAGUGGCAGCCACAGGGAGCAGGAGACGGACUUCCCCAGCUCACAAGACUCCACGGAUGUGGAUGCCUCAGCCACGGCUUCUCGGAAGUCCAGCGAGUCGACACAGAAGAUGGCACAUCCCUGGCCGGUCUCUGAAAAGUACAGGAAGCACAGGAUGCCUGGUGCCAUGUUCCAGGUGUCCCCAGACCAGGAGGGCCCGGGCCACCCGGUGGGGGCCGGUGGGCCCCUGAGCUCUGAGGAGACCCUUGCCAGGCCGGGCAGCUCAGAGAGCUCCAGCGAGGGGGCCUGCUUUCACCCCGAGGCAGAGGAGCUGCAGCCCCGAGGGGCCAGCGUUGCUAGAGAGGUGGCACCAGAGGCGGCCUGUGGCUCUGCUGGGCAGCUUGUCCUCACCCAGGCAGGGCUUCACCUGCUGGCUGGGGGCUGCCUGAUGUUGCAUCUGGAGCUCCCAGAAGGCCGGCGCCAUGGGCAAGGUGCGGGUGGCCGGGCGCCCCUUCCCAGAGGCCCCACCUCUGUCCUUUAUGAGUGCCUUUGCUGCCUGAGGCCACCCCAGUCGGGGGCAGACCUGCAGCUGUCACGGACUGGAGCUGUGCCCGUGUGGGAGUUGGCCACCGUGGUGCCCGUGAUCCUCACAUCCCAAGACAUGGACGAUGACUUGAAGCGCCGCUUAGACGAGUCACUGGAGGAGAACAGCAGCUUGAAAUCCCUCCUGUUCAGCAUGAGGAAUGACGGGAAGGGCUCAGAUGCCACUGCGGCGCUGAGUGUGCAGGUGGCCGGACUGCAGACGAGUGUGAAGAGUCUGUCUGGCGAGAUCGCGGAGUUGAAGCAGCACCUCAGCCACUACGACAGGAUCCAGGAGCUCACCCAGAUGCUGCAGGAGAGCCACAGGUGCGCAGGGCCCAGCGCCGGCUGCGGGGCUUCACCCGGGGCGGCCCCGUCUGUCAGCUGCCGAGUCUUCCUGCAGCAGCGUUCCGAGAUGGGGCCCGUGGGGGGGACCCGUGGGGGUGACGUGCCGGGGGGACCCGUGGGGGUGACCUGCCGGGUGGGAUUCAUGAGGGGGACCUGCCGGGGGGACCCCUGGGGGUGA